Coregonus sp. 'balchen' is the source of this 498-nucleotide messenger RNA. Lineage: Eukaryota; Metazoa; Chordata; Actinopteri; Salmoniformes; Salmonidae. The record is from the annotation of a GenBank genome assembly.
AUGAUCCUCUCUGUGGCCUCAGGCUCAUAUGAGGACUGCUGUUUGGAGUACGUCAGAGGGUUGAAGAAAGCUGCUAGGAGGAUGGUGACGAGCUACAGGAGGCAGGAGACGGAUGGGGGCUGCAACAUCCCUGCUAUAGUGUAAGUCUGUCUUAUAUGAGCCUUAGACAGGCUGCUCCAUGUCUUGCAGAAAAUGUAAACAGUUAAAGAGAUAUUGACAUUCAAUGUUGGUAUAAGCGCACUGCAGAGUAUCAGAUAAAUCCAACCGCUGCACGGCCCAAGAUUCAGUUACUUCGUGAAAUUAAAAGUACAGUAUAUAAGCAGUAGGCUACACUAGUGUUCGUCCUUGUAUUUUGGAGUUAGUCAGUCUAACCUUUCCUUUCCAAAUCCUUUCCCCAUCAGUUUCUCCAUGAAGAGAGGCAGGUUGUUCUGUGCCGACCCCAGAGAGAAGUGGGUGAAUGAACUGAUGCUGGAAGUUGAAUCCAAGAAAAAUAAAAAG